UUUCGGUCUACUAACAUCGAGCUUGUACCGAGACUAUGGAGGAGAUGGAUGCGAGUUCGGGCCCCCAGAUUUCUGGGUUAAAGCCCCUUACGAAGCCGAAAAAGCCACGAACGAAAUCAGAUCAUCCCAGCUAUGCAACGAUGAUUAGAGAAGCCGUUAGCUUCAUGAAAGAACGACGUGGUUCAUCUCGACAGGCGAUCGAAAAGUACAUUUCUUCGAAAUGGGAACUUGGACGAGGAAGCCACACCAGACUCAACACAACUCUAAAUAAGAUGCUGGCGGAUGAUUCGUUGAAAAAGACGAAGGGAAUCGGUGCUAACGGAUCGUUCAAAAUCAAGAAGGCACAAGAGGAGGGCGGCGGAGGUGGAGGAGGCGCGACGGCAGCUCCUGCUUCAGCAUCUUCGAAACCAAAACCUAAAAAGAAGAAGAAGCCAAAGAAAAAGAAAGGGGCCAAGAAAAAGAAGUCUCCUAGGAAAAAGAAGAAGGCGACUAAAAAGAAGAAAAAGUCUCCCAGGAAAAAGAAGAAGGCGACUAAAAAGAAGAAGAAGUCUCCUAAGAAGAAAAAGACGACUAAAAAGAAGAAGUCUCCUAGGAAGAAAAAGAAGGCGACUAAAAAGAAGAAGUCACCCAAGAAGAAGAAAAAGUGA
Molecule: messenger RNA, 647 nt
Organism: Styela clava
Lineage: Eukaryota; Metazoa; Chordata; Ascidiacea; Stolidobranchia; Styelidae
Biological process (GO): chromosome condensation; nucleosome assembly; negative regulation of DNA recombination
Cellular component (GO): nucleus; nucleosome
Molecular function (GO): double-stranded DNA binding; structural constituent of chromatin; nucleosomal DNA binding
Source: RefSeq, a predicted model, not a curated record